UGACAUGUGAAAAUUGAGUUUGCUGGUUUUAUAAUUUUUUCUUUGGCUUUUUUCUCUGGUUUCAAACAAAUCUGUUUGCUUUUAUUAAUGGAUCAUUCAAAAUUAUUAAAAAAAUUUAUCACAUCAGUAGUAUAUAUCGUUACUGUAUCCAUAUGGCUAUAUGUUAAUUUCCUUGCAUCAGAAUAUAGAUAACUGUUACAAGUACAUCUGUCUGUUUUUUACGAAGUACUUCAAGACUGGAUAAUGCUGACAUCUCUCCAAAUUAAGCUUAGUUUAAAAAAUGGAAUCUAGUUAAGCCCAUCGCGGCUCUCCCAUCAAUAGCCCAUUUGAUUCUUGAUUCCCAUACUUACAAGAAAAGCAAAGAAAUCAUAGACCAGAGCAGAGAGGAAGAUGAACUACUGAUUCCAGGUUUUCCUGAUUUUGCUUUAACUGGAGGGACUUCGUUGCCCAUUGAGUAGCCUACCACCUGUUUGUCAAAAUGAUUGAAAGAAUAUCAGCUAUGUGCAUUACAAACGAAAGAGAAAAAGCAGAGGAGAUAAGAGAGGAGCACGGAGAGAAGAGAGAUAUUGCUGAUUCUUUUUGAAUGAGACCGAAUUAAGAUUAGUUUCAACAAUGGAAUCUAAUUAAGCCCGUCAAGAGCCCAUUUGAUUCUUGACCCCCAUACUUAACAAAGCCUAGACCAGAACUGAGAGGGAGGUCUGAAAGCUCCAAAGAAGCGAAGACAGAGCAACAACACAAAGCAUACACCACUACGUAAAAUAAAGCGAGGAUGAACUACUGAAUCCGGGUUUUACUGAAUUGGUGCCAUGGUCUUUCUUGUUUGAUUCCACGUGAUUCCCUACAUUGGGUAGUUGAAUUGAUACGCAGAAAGAGAAAAGACACAGGAGGUUAGAGAGAAGCACGGGGAGAAGAGAGCUUCUGCUAAUUCUUUUUGAAUGAGCAUUUAGCAAAGAAUCAAUGUCUUAAUGAUCGUGAAUUUGUAUGUGUAUGCUUAUCAAGUGUUUACUUAAAUGUUCGAGAAUUAGUCCAUGUAUGCGAGUCUGCAGCAUGCUCGAUUUAUCAAAUUUUUUCUUUCCUCCUGGAGCAACCGUGUCUAAUCAUCCACCUUUAUAUCCUUGAUCGUUUAACACAUGGUUUAGCCUGAACACUGUCUUAGAGCUCUAUUUGUGGCUCCUCCAAUUUUGAAGAGAAUAAAAGAUGAAACAAAGAAAGCAUGUUGCAUUUGCUCCUUUGUCAACAAAGAAGAGUCCCGAUCUCUCCAACAAAGAUGAAAUUGUGCCCUCAAAACUAUGUCUAUUUAGCUCUUUGAAGAGAAUCUUUGUGGCUUGUUUGGCAAUACGAAUAGUAAAUGCCUUGUUGAUUCAGACUUAUUUCAACCCAGAUGAGCAUUGGCAAUCACUUGAAGUUGCACAUCACAUUGUAUUUGGGUAUGGGCAUUUGACAUGGGAGUGGAAAAAGGGCAUCCGCAGCUUCUUGCACCCACUGCUGUUUGCUAGUCUUUACAAAGUUCUUGCUCUUUUGGGUCUUGAUACUCCAUGGUUCAUGAUGCACUCUCCCCGGAUGCUGCAAUCCAUAUUUUCUGCUGUUGGUGAUUUAUAUUUGUUCCGACUUUCUGAUGUUCUGUUUGGUAGUACUGUUGCAAAAUGGACCCUCUUUUGUCAAUUGGCAAACUGGUUCAUUUUUUUCUGUAUCAAUCGUACAUUAUCAAAUUGUUUGGAGACUGUUCUUACGCUGGUGAGCCUAUGGUACUGGCCUUGUAUGCAAGUUUCCUCCAAAAAAGUUCCCCAGGAUUCAAGGAAGUGGGCCUUAGCUUUAGCAGCUUUAGCUUGUGCCAUUAGGCCAACAAGUGCUAUUAUAUGGUUGUAUGUUGGCUUUCUUGAGUUGCUUUCAACACAUGGAAGACUGAGGUUUAUUGCAGUAGAGGUGAUUCCUAUUGGGUUUCUGGUGCUUGGAUUAACAUGUUUGUUGGAUCGACUGAUGUAUGGCUCAUGGAUCUUAGUACCUCUUAAUUUUCUGAAGUUCAAUUUUCUUUCCUCUGGAGGAGAUUAUUAUGGAACUCAUAAAUGGCACUGGUAUUUCACCCAGGGAUUUCCGGUCAUGCUUUUUACUUUCACACCAUUCUCUAUUGCUGGCAUCAUCAAAUCUAAAAAUUGGAAGCUUUUUGGCCUUAUUACAUGGGUUUUAGGACUUUACAGUGUACUAGGCCACAAAGAAUUCAGCUUCAGGUUUGUGCUUCCAGUGCUUCCAGUAGCUUUGAUAUUCUCGGGGUUUUCACUAGCUGCUAUGGAAAAAUCUAAUUCUUCACGUCCUGGACGAAAUGGAUCUUCAAGCAGUCGCAAAUGGCCUUUAAGUCUUAGAUUUUCAGUGUUCUUCUUGCUGGCUACUAAUAUUCCGAUGGCACUAUAUAUGAGUUUGGUCCAUCAGAGGGGAACAGAGGAUGUGAUGAACUAUCUGUCAAGAGAAGCAAUUAAUGAGAAAGUAGAGAGUAUUUUUUUCCUUAUGCCCUGCCAUGCAACACCUUACUACUCCUCUCUUCAUCAGAACCUGCCUAUGCAUUUUCUGGACUGCUCCCCAAGAGAAGAGGAAGGAAUCUUAGAUGAGUCAGAUCGUUUCAUGAAGGACCCUGCUGGUUUUGUUUCAGAACUUGCAAAAAAUUGGUCUUCACCUAGUCAUAUUGUAUUAUUUGAGCCAGAAGAGAAAAAGCUGAGGGAUUUUCUAACUUCACAUUCUUUCAUACAGGUAAGAAGAUUUUUUCAUGCUCACUUCAAGGUGGAUCGCGAUCAUCAAGCAUCAGUAGUCGUUUAUGCUUCCAUGAUUGGCUAGAGACAUUCUGGCCUCUGCAGUUGGAGUUUUUGCUCCCAAGAUUUUGAUUUGUCUUAAUGAAAACAUUACUCACGGAUUGUUUUGUCAAUUUUGGCAUUUUGACAUCAGAAAAAACUUUGGUUUAGAAGUUUUAAGACUGUAUUUUGGAAUAAAUGAAGUUUAUUGUAGAAAUCUUUUAGAAA
This is a messenger RNA of Carica papaya (papaya), 3005 nucleotides long. Its product is annotated as Alg9-like mannosyltransferase family. Lineage: Eukaryota; Viridiplantae; Streptophyta; Magnoliopsida; Brassicales; Caricaceae. The record is from RefSeq and is a predicted model, not a curated record. Gene Ontology annotation, biological process: GPI anchor biosynthetic process. Gene Ontology annotation, molecular function: alpha-1,2-mannosyltransferase activity. Gene Ontology annotation, cellular component: endoplasmic reticulum membrane.